UGUUCAUGACAUUCAGCACUGGCUACUGUAAGUAAUCUGUUAAUACAUUCUACAGAACCAUUUUUUUUUACGGUUAAUACUCAAAUAAGUAAACUUCUUACCGGAAGGGGAUAUUUACAUUAUACAGUACAUAUAUCUAAAAAAAAAUAUGUAUCUACCAAUCUAAAAAUCCGUUGCCAUAAAUUGCUAAUGUACAGGGGGAGGGGCAACCAUUUCAAUGUUGAGAGAGGAGACUGGCAUACAUUGGAAAUGAAUAAUCAUUUGAUAAUAAAUUUGAUUUCUAUACUGUCAGAACAGAAAAUAUACAUUCUGAUUUCUUCUUACUUUCUUUCCGUGUAGAGUAAUAAAUUAAAACCACGAAAAACUGCAGCUUUUUUGUAGUCGGGCAUUAUAAGAUGGAGCUAGUCGAUCUAUUUCCAAUAAUUUCCGUAUCCCCCCUCCUCUUCCGAAGAAGAGGAGACAUACUGGUUUACUUUUCCUUAUUUGGAGAUAAUUCAACAUACAUUGUAUAAUGAAAAGGCAAUCAGCGUUAUGUGGCGUUGUUGUUCAGAAUCGAGUCUGGUCUUACAUCCGGUUUACCUUUACCUUUACAGGUGACAGUUGCUCCGAUAAUAAUCACCUGCAGGAAGGAACCACAUCCAGCCUAGAAUUCUCUAACAUGACGCUCACGAACGAAACGUGUAACUACGAGAUCGUUGCCCCAAUUGGUCAGCAAGUAGAAGUUUUGUUUGAUGUCAACUUUCACGAUCAAAUUCAGUGUACACCAACGUCGAAACCGACUUCCGGAAUAUUCAUAUCAUACACGGAGAGUGAUGACGACAUGUAUUAUGACGUUCUUUGCGAUAACAAGUCGUCCUAUGUGGUGCGGUCUGUGGGAAGAAGGCUGUUUGUGAAAUUGGUGAUAAAUAACACCCCUUUCUUAUAUCGAGGGAAUUAUUAUUAUGUUAAACCAACGAAUUGUGUCCUGUUCGAAUGUCUAAACGGGGGAACAUGCAUAGUUAUGAACGGUCAGCGCUUCUGUGUCUGUCCAUCCGGCCUAUCAGGACCGACUUGUGCCAAAUGUGCCAAUCUCACGUGUUACAAUGGUGGCUCGUGUAUCUCGCCUCUAAACACAGAACCAUAUUGUGUGUGUGAUAUCAGUUUCGAAGGAAGAUUCUGUGAAAGAAACAAAAACCCAUGCCUCUCAAAUCCAUGCGAGUUCGGCAGUUGUGAAAUAUUGACAUCGAGGGAUGUAGUGGCGCCUUCUGAUUCUGACAUGGCAGCAUAUUACAAGAUAGUGAACAACUACAGGAUGAUGAACAAUGACAAUAUAUCCAGCUCAACGCAGAAAUUUCAAGAUGAAUCAGAAGAGAGAAAGGAAGACUGGAGAUGCAGGUGUUAUCCGGGCUACACUGGAGUGAAAUGUGACCACAACGUAAACGAGUGUAAUUCGAAUCCCUGCCUACAGGGACAAGAGUGUAUUGACGGUGUGAACGACUACCAGUGUACCUGCGGUUCGUGUGUGUUCGGGUUAUGUGUUCUGGAAACAGACGGUGUGAACUGUCGCUGUUUUCCUGGAUUCGCAGGAACCAACUGUACGCAGAAUAUCAACGAAUGCAAAGAUAACCCAUGCGUGCACGGAGAUUGUGUGGAUUUCAUCAACGGAUAUGGUUGUACUUGUUAUGAAAAUUACGAAGGCAGAACGUGUAAUAUCUCACUGAAUGAAAACGCUGAGCAACACAACGAAACGGGAACGUGUACCAAAUCUAGACGCACGUGUGAACACGGUUUGUGUGUGGGACAAGAGCCAGGCGCGGUGUGCGAGUGUUACAUGGGCUUUACAGGAAAGAGAUGCAACGUUCCAACAACUUUCCUGGCUUCAGAAAACACCACAUUUCUAUCACAACACCACAGGUGCUUUGGACGGGAGGACCUCGUGGAGGUUUGCCAUUGUGUGUCAUCGAUCUGUGUGAGUAACGAAACCGAACUCCAUAAUACGACGGUUUGCAACACCCUCCCGUUUCUUUAUUCACUGAAGAGAUUCUGUUCUGCAGAAAAUGUGUCGUCCCUGUGUGUUUCUGUAGUGGACAUUAACACUAUACCAAUAGUACAGUUUAUCUGUGAUCGCAAGCAAAAGAUGAUUCAAAUACCACCAGAUAGCGCCCACGUGACAUAUCUAGUUCCCACGCGCGAGAAAACUCCCACGCAUUAUUUCCACACCUAUAUACUCCGGUGUACAUUUCAAAAUACGAAGAAUACGGUGAAUAUUGAGUUGCGUGAAGAAGAAAUACCAUUGGUAACCGCUCUUCCGCUUUAUCUUCAUCCGCCAUGUUACAUAAAUGACAAUGCCAAUUUGUUGGCUUCCAAUUGGUCACUUGCAAAACUGUCACUGCUUUUCAAUUUGACAAGAAUUCCGGAUUACUUUCAGUCUGUCUGUUUUGAGAUUACAAUAUUAAAUGAUUCAAAGUCGGAAGUCUUAAAUACUUGGAUUAAUUCUAACACUCAAAUUCGAACCUACUCGCUUUUGAUAAAGGAGACGUUUCUCUUGUUUGACAAUGACACUCAAUUGCUGGAGUCGGACAAUGUAGGGCAAGUCACGUAUACAUGUGACAGGAGAUGUGACGACAGUUUUUGCAGGCAAAAGAUGUGUGAAUCGAAAAGUGUAUACGAAUCCAUGGAAUAUGAAUCAGGGACCUACUAUUCUAAUGACAACAGAAACAGCUUUUGUCGGUGUUCAGUCGAUGAAACAGAGAAUAGGUGCAACACAACACACGGUGAUGAUGGAAAUCAGGAGAUACAAACGACAUCGUACACCGUUAUGUACAUACUUAUAGCAGCGGCCAUUCUAAUGACGUUGUUAAUUCCUGGAUCCGCCUGUUUGUGCUUCAAAAGAUCUAGACAAAGGGGUCAUGUCGAGUUUCCACAAUUACUGUACAUUCCUAAAACUUUCUCCGAAAACACCACAACUGAGGAAAUUCGAAAUACAGAACCAAUUCGGACUACUAAAUUGAUGACUUCACGGGAUAUCUUCAUGACGAACAAGAAAACGCUGUUCCAGGUAGAUGGAGUGGAGACAGGAAAAAGUGAGGCGUGACGAACCUGGGAAUCACGUGACGACCUGGAAAUCACGUGACGAACCUGGAAAUCAUGUGUUAGAUUUUUAACCUCCACAGCGAAUGCGCCAAUAAUGAACGUUUUUCUGCACGAUAUGUCUCAACAUUUAGCAAAUGACCGUGCAGUUGUUUUAAAAGAGUGAAAGUCGUUUAUGAUCUUCUCUCUAUUGCCUUCCAGCCAUUGUGUAUAACACAGCUAAUUGUGCUAAGUUAAAUAAAGGUUAACAAUUUAACGUCAGCCGAGUUUAUAAAUACAUUUUUUUCUUCACUUUGAUUACCAUAUUUAACAAUUACAACGGAAACCCUUAAUGUUACCAUGAUACAUCAAAAGAAGAUAAGAUAACUCUAAUUCUAUGCCCUACUUUUGCAAAUAUAAUCUGCUACAAUUGUA
Messenger RNA from Ostrea edulis (European flat oyster), 3483 nucleotides. RefSeq lists its product as uncharacterized. Gene Ontology annotation, cellular component: protein-containing complex; plasma membrane. Lineage: Eukaryota; Metazoa; Mollusca; Bivalvia; Ostreida; Ostreidae. Bases 512 to 3073 code for a protein of 853 amino acids. Gene Ontology annotation, molecular function: calcium ion binding. Gene Ontology annotation, biological process: heterophilic cell-cell adhesion; establishment or maintenance of epithelial cell apical/basal polarity. The record is from RefSeq and is a predicted model, not a curated record. The transcript has 5 exons.